CUUUAACAAGUCAUCCGAGUCUAUAUUAUUACUUUACUCACUACAGAGAAAACUCAUGUUUAACCAGAGAUUCAAUGCAGGUGCCCUGUCAGACAUUACCGAACUAUACGGCUACACUACUCGCAAUAACAACUUGACCACCAAUGCACAACUUGAAAACACACAUCUCCUUUCUGAACUCCCAAACCCAUUUACAACCCCAUCAUGGCGAAUUCCUGCCAAAAGUGAUUCUUUACCAUCAACAGUAUUGCAUUCUAAAAAAACCAUUGAGAAGCUUUUAAAACUAAACUUGAACAUGCAGGAUAUACUGGACAAGCAAUUGAAUAUUCUAAUGGACCAGGAAAAUCAAAUUCGGGUGCAGAUUAAACAGGUUCGAUCGCAGUUUUCCUCAAAACUCCUUAAACGAAGACGACAAACUUAUCGACUUCGAAUCAGUGAGCCAUAUAUUAUGAAUAAUGAAAAAGAGGCUCCACCACCUGAUCAUGAGCUUUGGAAUGCUGAUCCCUUGAUACGCAAAUGCGAUGUCGCUUACGAUCUUCCAGUCUGGACAAGAAGAGAAUGCGAGCAAUUGGAAAAGGCAAUAUAUCAUCACAAUGAGAUGAAAAUGUACGAUAUCAAUAUUCGAAGUGUCAGUGCAACAAAGGAGCAGCUACUUGCUAAUGUUACAGACAUUAACUGGGACCAGAUUGCCAGACAUGUGGGGACAAAAACAAGACAGGAAUGCAAGAAAAUGUGGACGGUUGCGCAACAUCCAUUUAUCAACAACAACCCAUUUACAAAAUUAGAAUUGGAAUGUCUGGAAAAAGUAAUAGCAAAGCAUGCUGCUCAAGAUUGGGUCGCGAUUGCCUGUGAGCAUAGGGCUAAUUACAAUUUUAUAUGCAGGAGCUGGUCCGACACCGAGGACGCAUCUUUGCUUCAGGCAAUAGAUAAAUGCAUUGCAAACGACUGGCAGGCUGUUUCAAAGUAUUUAAAUGGUAGAUCUGCAAAGCAAUGCCUUCAACGUUUCAAAUUUGUUGUUGCUCCAGGUAAAAAAAAGGGAAGAUGGAGUGCUGCGGAAGACCAGGCUUUACUGAAGGCUGUUCAAAGAUAUGGUCGUGGUAAAUGGAACUAUAUUGCCAUGGCGGUAGGACAUCGCACUGAUAUGCAGUGCCGCGAGCGCUAUGAAAAUUGUCUUAAUCCAGAUAUAUGCAGAGGUCCGUUGACACCCGAGGAAGAAAGGAUUUUGUCCGCCGCUGUUGCUGAACACGGAAGUGGGAAAUGGUCGACCAUCUCCAAGUGCUUUACAAACAGAACAGAUAAUAUUUGUAGGAGAGCUUGGAGUAUAAUAUUGAAACGCAAAAAAAAACAGCAUGCCUUGCUUCCACCACCACCUCAAAUCGCGUCGCCUAUAAUAGCUACUGACAAUGUAAACACGAUUGAUACAAUCGAUUCUGAGCAUCCUGGUGUAAAGCAAAUUGAAAAUUUGGAUAAAGAGGAUGAUGAUAUAUUGCCUCCUCGACCCAAGAAAGCGAAAAGGCUCAGAUCUAUUAGUAAAAAAUCGGUCGCAGCCACGUCCAAAUUGGCUCAUGUGCAUCCACAAAAACAAACUUUUUGUAGAUCAAUCCGAUCAAAGAAACCUAGUAAACCCAAAUAAAAACACUAUGCUGACC
Batrachochytrium dendrobatidis JAM81 is the source of this 1649-nucleotide messenger RNA. RefSeq lists its product as uncharacterized. Bases 56 to 1633 code for a protein of 525 amino acids. NCBI's taxonomy places the organism in Eukaryota, Fungi, Chytridiomycota, Chytridiomycetes, Rhizophydiales. The record is from RefSeq and is a predicted model, not a curated record. The transcript is spliced from 8 exons. Gene Ontology annotation, cellular component: snRNA-activating protein complex. Gene Ontology annotation, molecular function: RNA polymerase II cis-regulatory region sequence-specific DNA binding; RNA polymerase III type 3 promoter sequence-specific DNA binding. Gene Ontology annotation, biological process: snRNA transcription by RNA polymerase II; snRNA transcription by RNA polymerase III.